Molecule: messenger RNA, 1423 nt
Organism: Salvia miltiorrhiza (redroot sage)
Lineage: Eukaryota; Viridiplantae; Streptophyta; Magnoliopsida; Lamiales; Lamiaceae
Product: wall-associated receptor kinase-like 1
Exons: 1
Coding region: 1-1185 (394 amino acids)
Biological process (GO): cell surface receptor signaling pathway; protein phosphorylation
Cellular component (GO): plasma membrane
Molecular function (GO): ATP binding; protein serine/threonine kinase activity
Source: RefSeq, a predicted model, not a curated record
AUGUUUAUAUGUUCAUGGUUUCUCAAUCGAGUAAUUUUAUAUACAGGUAUGGGCUCUGGAUUAGGAUUUCUAUUACUCCUUUUAGCAUGUUUUUGGUUGUAUAAGGUGUUCAAAAAGAGAAUGGAAAGAAUACAUAGAAAGAAAUUCUUCAAACGAAAUGGUGGCCUUCUCUUGAAACAACAAACAAAUGAAGGCACACUUGAAAAAACCAAAAUUUUUCCUGCAAAAGAGUUGGAGGUAGCCACUGAUUACUUCAAUGAAAACCGAAUCCUUGGAGAUGGAGGGCAAGGCACUGUCUACAAGGGAAUGUUAGCUGAUGGUAAGAUUGUGCCCAUAAAGAAAUCAAAACUGGUUGAAGAGAACCAACUAGAACAGUUCAUAAAUGAGGUGGCAAUACUGUCGCAGAUCAAUCAUCGGAAUGUGGUGAGAUUGUUGGGGUGUUGUUUGGAGACUGAGGUUCCUCUGCUUGUUUAUGAGUUCAUGCCAAACGGUACCCUUUAUAAUCUCAUACAUGAUCGCAAUAAUGAAUUUUCAUUUCCAUGGAACAUGCGUCUGAAAAUCGCAGCAGAUAUUGCCGGGGCAUUGGCCUAUUUGCACUCUGCAUCUUCCGUAGCUAUCUAUCACAGAGACAUCAAGUCAAGUAACCUCCUUCUAGACGAGAAAUAUGUUGUCAAAGUAUCAGACUUUGGAACUUCCAAGUUCAUUGCUGCGGACCAAACUCACUUAACUACUCUGGUUAAAGGGACAUUUGGAUAUUUAGAUCCAGAAUAUUUUAAUUCAAGUAAAUUCACAGAAAAGAGCGAUGUUUACAGUUUUGGAGUGGUUCUUGUGGAGCUUCUUAGUGGGCAAAGGCCAAUUUCUGUUGACGAAGAAGAAGAGGAAAGAGGCCUAGCUACUCGGUUUCGUACAUGCAUAGAACAAAAUUGUCUUGACACAAUUUUGGAUCCUCAAGUUUUGGAGGAAGGUAGAAAGGAAGAGGUGAUUUUUGUUGCGAAGCUUGCACAUAGAUGUUUGAAUUUGAAAGGAAUAACAAGACCAACUAUGAAAGAAGUGGCUACUGAAUUGGAAAAUUUUAGGAUGUGUCUAAUGCCUACUAUAGUUGAAGAUGAAUCUGAAGAUGUAAGAGUUUUUGAAGACAUAUGCACAACGAUUUCAGACAAUGAGCACACAUGGACAGGCAGGUAGUUAUAAGAGUAUAGCCGUAUCAUCAUCAACCACACUGACACAUCCCUUAGGAUAGGAUUUAUAACAUAGUAAACUUUUUAUGUCAUACGAAAAAUAGGUGUUUCGUCUUUCUAUUUAAUUUCGUUAUGUUGAUAUCUCCAAAAAAAUAACAAAGUCACUAUUCUAAAUUGUGCUGUAAACUAGUGACUCUAUUUGCUCUGUUUUCACUCUUGUAUCUCUUAGACUCUUACUAUUCUAA